GGGGGCUUGGGCUUUGGUGGGGCACUGCUCACCUGGACUAGAAGUGGGGACCGUGCUUAGCAGUGGGCGGGGCCUUGGUGCUAGGGCGGAGCUCCUGGGCUGUUGGCGCUUGUGUGGGGGCGAACUUUCUGGGCUGUAGGGUCUUGGCACUGGGGGCGAUGGCGCUGGAAGGAGACCUUCCCGACCCAGGGAGCCCAUUCUGGAGCGGGGCUUCUGGGCGGAGCGAGCUUUUAUUGGCUUGUGGGCGGGUUUUCUGGGCUGACAUCGGUGUGUAGGCGGAGCUUCUGGGCCCAGGGGCUUUAUGUGGGUGUAGAGCUUUCAAAGAGAGGAGAGUAGGUGUGGGUAGAGCUUUUGGACUGAGGGUGCAUGUGUAGGACGUUUAAACCAGGUAUAAUAGGGUAUAAUAGCAUAUCAACAGGGUUUCUGGGUUGGGGCUGGUCGGGUGCAGAGCUCCUGGGAGGACGAAGAGGUCCCAACAGGACAUCCUACUGUCGAAAUCCUCUGUGUGAGCCAGGAUCCUCAGGAGGCUCUGGUGGGGGCCAUACUUCCAGCGCGUCAGUCACUAGUGUCCGUUCUCGCACCAGGAGCAGUUCUGGCACUGGCCUCUCCAGCCCACCACUGGCCACCCAGACAGUUGUGCCCCUCCAGCACUGCAAGAUCCCCGAGUUGCCUGUCCAGGCCAGCAUUCUGUUUGAGUUGCAACUCUUCUUCUGCCAGCUCAUAGCCCUCUUUGUCCACUAUAUCAACAUCUACAAGACAGUGUGGUGGUAUCCACCCUCCCACCCACCCUCCCACACCUCCCUGAAUUUCCACCUGAUCGACUUCAACUUGCUGAUGGUGACCACCAUCGUUCUGGGCCGCCGCUUCAUUGGGUCCAUCGUGAAGGAGGCUUCUCAGAGGGGGAAGGUCUCCCUCUUUCGCUCCGUCCUGCUGUUCCUCACCCGCUUCACCGUUCUCACGGCAACAGGCUGGAGUCUGUGCCGCUCCCUCAUCCACCUCUUCAGGACCUACUCCUUCCUGAACCUCCUGUUCCUCUGCUAUCCGUUUGGGAUGUACAUUCCGUUCCUGCAGCUGAACUGUGACCUCCGCAAGACGAAUCUCUUCAGCCACAUGGCCUCCAUGGGUCCCCGGGAGGCGGUGAGUGGCCUGGCGCGGAGCCGGGACUACCUGCUGACACUGCGGGAGACGUGGAAGCAGCACACGCGGCAGUUGUAUGGGCCGGACGCUAUGCCCACCCACGCCUGCUGCCUGUCCCCCAGUCUCAUCCGCAGCGAGGUGGAGUUCCUCAAGAUGGACUUCAACUGGCGCAUGAAGGAAGUGCUGGUCAGCUCCAUGCUGAGCGCCUACUAUGUGGCCUUUGUGCCUGUCUGGUUCGUGAAGAACACGCAUUACUAUGACAAGCGCUGGUCCUGUGAGCUCUUCCUGCUGGUGUCCAUCAGCACCUCGGUGAUCCUCAUGCAGCACCUGCUGCCCGCCAGCUACUGCGACCUCCUGCACAAGGCCGCUGCCCACCUGGGCUGCUGGCAGAAGGUGGACCCAGCACUGUGCUCCAAUGUGCUGCAGCACCCGUGGACGGAAGAAUGCAUGUGGCCCCAGGGCGUGCUGGUGAAGCACAGCAAGAACGUCUACAAAGCUGUGGGCCACUACAACGUGGCCAUUCCCUCCGACGUCUCCCACUUCCGCUUUCACUUCUUUUUCAGCAAACCCCUGCGGAUCCUCAACAUCCUUCUGCUGCUAGAGGGUGCUGUCAUUGUCUACCAGCUGUACUCCUUAAUGUCUUCUGAAAAGUGGCACCAGACGAUCUCCCUGGCACUCAUCCUCUUCAGCAACUACUAUGCCUUCUUCAAGCUGCUGCGGGACCGCUUGGUACUGGGCAAGGCCUACUCCUACUCGGCCAGCCCCCAGAGGGACCUGGACCACCGGUUCUCCUAAGCCCCAGGGUGAUCCCACGGACAGUAUCCAGGCUUCAGCCUGGGGCUUUCUGGGAAGGGGCUGUUGGGGAGGGUUGGGUGAGGGGCAAAAAAAACCCCACAAAAACAGACAAAAAAAAUUCACCAGAGCUUUGUAUUUUUGUUACAUACUGUUUGUUUCUUUGAUAAUUGAUGUGAUUAUGAGGGGAAAAAAAAGUGCUAUUUUUAUACUCCCAUUAA
This is a messenger RNA of Mustela lutreola (European mink), 2150 nucleotides long. RefSeq names its product transmembrane protein 39B (gene TMEM39B). The record is from RefSeq and is a predicted model, not a curated record. Gene Ontology annotation, cellular component: membrane. The transcript is spliced from 9 exons. The coding region runs from base 367 to 1932 and encodes 521 amino acids. NCBI's taxonomy places the organism in Eukaryota, Metazoa, Chordata, Mammalia, Carnivora, Mustelidae.